This is a messenger RNA of Elgaria multicarinata webbii, 3339 nucleotides long. RefSeq names its product leucine-rich repeat and transmembrane domain-containing protein 1-like. The record is from RefSeq and is a predicted model, not a curated record. The transcript has 2 exons. Bases 38 to 1300 code for a protein of 420 amino acids. Gene Ontology annotation, molecular function: protein binding. Gene Ontology annotation, cellular component: extracellular matrix. Lineage: Eukaryota; Metazoa; Chordata; Lepidosauria; Squamata; Anguidae.
CCGCCUUGACGCAGGCUCCCCGCAACGCGGCCAGAGAAUGGGGCAGGACCGGGCAGGUCACAAGAGGUGGACAGUCUUACUCUUUGUUGGGUUCCUGUUAGCAACAGAACUUGCCUUAGGAGCUCUGGAAGAGUCCUGCAACUGCAGCACACCUAUCAAUUCCCAAGAAUUGCAGACCAAUUUGAUUCCUGGGAUGUGUUGUUUGAAUUUCACCAGGACUAAAAUUGAUACCUUGGACUGGAGCAUCUUUGCUGGAAUUGCAGGCCUGAGAGAGCUCUACUUAUCAAACUGCAGCAUAUCAGACAUUAUUAAUGUAGACAAUGGUUCUUCUACACUGGAGAUUCUACACUUGGAUCAUAAUCAACUGAGUUGGCUCCCAGACCAUUUCCUAAGAAAUGCACCCAGCUUGCAUGUCAUUCAGUUAGACAGCAACCAACUCCAGAAGCUUCCCAAGUCGUUCCUGGAAACAUCUGACCAAAUCCAGGAGAUCCAUCUCGACUUCAAUAACUUAUCUUCCCUUCCCUCAGGGAUUUUCAAACCAUCUCUCCUCACAUUAAGCCUCUCCAACAACAGCUGGGACUGUACUUGUAGCUUACUUGGAGAUCUGGAAAAAUAUCUAGUUGCACCAUUUUACACUGAUGUGGUUUGUAACACCCCGGAGCGUUUCCAUGGCCUGAACAUCAAAACCAUCCCAAAGCAGGAGCUGUGUCGGAUUCCUAGCCUAACGGCUCUCUUCAUUUGUUUGCCUCUGGUGGCUGUUCUAGUCUUGGUUACCUGGUGCUUUUGCAAGCAGAAGAAGAAGACAACUGGCUAUGCUCUCCGUGGUGGGAAGGAAUGCCGCCUGGCCACAGUGGAGAGAAAUGGCGCCAAAGGGUCAGGGGACCACCACUGCUAUAUCCCAUACGAGCUUCCUCUCACAUCUACUGCAGAGAGCGAGAAGAACAUCUUGUUGCAGAACCAAGUCUUACUUAAACCUUCAACUGCACUCUUAGGGAGCAACAGAGACCUCUACGAGGAGGUGGAGAUCAAACUGGGGGCUUCUGAAGACUCCUUGCUGAGGGACAAUGAGGGAAAUCUUGACCAAGACAAGUCAGGAUCUAAAAACCUGGCCAUUGCAGCAGAAGGUGGUACAGGUGGGGAGUCUGAAGCUGAGACCAUGAGUGUGACCGAUGUUCUGAAGGAUUCAGCAGACCGGGAAAAGCUAUACAUGAACCAGUCAGCAGAUUAUUAUAACCUGGUUCCCGGCAUUGAACUGGAGGACUCAGAUCACAUGGAGUAUGAGAAUGUCAAUCUUUCCUGAGGUUGAGGAUGGAAGUGAAGUGGUUUAAAUGUACACCAAAUGCUAACCUUUACCUGGUCUGUUACAGGGCUAGGAUCACCAGCCUUAAACACUAUGCAAAGACUCUAAAUAAUGAGGUAUUUCUUAUAAACAACUAUACGUUCUGGGCUUAGUUUCUCUGACUUCUGGGCCUUUGGAAUGGGGCACUUCUCAUGAGUAAGCAUAGAUUCUGCUAUAUAGGAGUGGUGUGGCAGAAUCUACUCCAGUUUGGGUGGUCGAUGGGCUGUAUGACCUGCAGUUCCUUUCUAGCCUUUGAAGCUAUGCAUUUUUUACAUUUACUUUGCAAUUUGCAAUAGAAGUCAAAUUUUCUCAUGGUUCAAUUUCUUCCUAGGAAGAAAGGUUUAGAACACAAGGUUUAGAUUUUACUCUUUUGAACAAACUGAAGCUUACCCAUAUGAGCAGGAAAAAGAUUAUCAACUGGAGCAAGAUACUGCCAUGCCAAUUUUAAAAAAAGAAAAAGAAAACUGGACAUUUUAUUUUGGGAGUUUUGGCAUGCUGUUUUGAAUAUUCCCUACAAGGCGUUGUCUACGGCUACCUCCUAAAAUUCUGCACUCUGUGCUCUGACCUUAUUUCUUGCUGCAUGGGCUGGUCUCUCCAGUCGCCUUCCUUCCCAAACAGCACCAGAGUUGGAUGGGGUUUGCUCUCUAGGAAUUUUCUCCAGUUAUUUAAGAGUUCAGAUUUCAGACUCCUGUGCAAGGAGGACGAGUGACACCUAGUGGAGAGGAAUGUACACAGCUGCCUUCUUCCCCCAAAUGACCUCUCUUUUUUUUCCUGCCACCCUUUUAAAUAUUUGAAUAAAUAUCUCCUUCUAAUUAACAUUGCUUUAAUCUAGGAUAAACAUAUUAGUUUCCGUCUGUCUUUUGUUAAAGAAUUUGCUGCACAUGUUGCUUGAUCUGUGGAUGGCAGAUAGGUGGAUGUUCCUGCCUCUUAGGUCAAAAGUCGCUUUUGGGACCCUUCCAAUUUUAUGACCGACACACACACACUUUCUCGUCUCAUACACUUCCUCCCUGCACACACACUCCUCCCCCUACACACACCCAAUACAGACAAAGCUUACUGUUUCUUGUUUCAUAUUGUCUCCACAGUUGUGCAGGUAAUGUUAGGAACCACAAAUGGCAGAAUCCUUAUUUGCUCCACAAAACUACUUCUGUAGCUCAGGAUCUCUGUGAAGUUUUUAACCCAGCCAAACUGACAACUUCCUCUUCCCUCAGAGAAGCAAACAUUUUGAUUGCUUUGUGCACUGAGCAGUUGGAAUAUUUGAGAAAUAGCACCAGCUUAGCCAAUUGGUGUUGGAGACUUUCCUGCCACAAGGUCAAUGCAGUAUAUAUGAGCAUGCUUCAGAAGUGCAUGUGGUCUCCACUAUCGGACCCAUGUUCUGCUGUAUUACUACAUAUUUUCCAGAGUCAAGUCCUAUAACUGAAAACAGACUCUAAAGUUAAGCUCUGUGAACCCUGGUUCAAAUUGAAUCUUUCUAGCUCUCCAAAAGACAAAGGGCAGUAUCCAAUGGUGACAUUCCACAAACUCAAAUAGCGCUAGUGGAGCUCUGCUGAAUCUUUCCAUUGCACAAGCCUUUGCCCAUUACUCUUACAGAAUUGUAGUGCAACUGGUACAAAGCAGUUGCACAACCAGAUGCACAAUGGGUGCAAAAGAGUUGUAUAACCCAAGCAGAAAGCACAGCCAGUUGCCCAAUGAGUUGCAUAAUGCAUUGCACAAGCAUAACACAAACAUAACUUUGAUGGGAUUCUUCUCUUGCGCAUAGUUCAGAACCUAGUUUCCGCAAGUGCAAUGUCAUUGGCGCUAACAGAAUGCCAGUGUUGGAUUCUGCCCAGAACGUGCAAGAUGCUAAAGAGCAGUUUAAUUCUAAGAUCUAGAGAAGAUAAGAGGAAAGCUGUUUGAACUGUGUUCUAAAUGUUUUUGAUAUUCACAAGGGUCAGAUUUAUAGGUCUAUAUACCUGAAUGACUGAGUAAAGCUCAACUUGCCCAGCAGAGACAGGUCUUUU